UGUGAUGCAUCUUGUCGUUACAUCUCUCGCUUCAACAGCCAUGUCGAUGUUUGGCCUAAGUUUGGUCAAGCCCUGCAUGCCUCCCCUUGUCAGCAUGGCAAUUCUCCAAUGCGGGGAUAAAUGGGAUAAGGACGACUAUAGCUUUUCCGUUGUGGCUCUUUUCAGCGGAAUCUAUGAGGCCUUCACGUGGUGGGUGGUCUUCAGUGUGGUCAGUAUACCGCUCGCUGUUGCAUUGAUCUAUCCCGCGGAAGUUAUGAAAAUUUGGCUUCAGCAGGUUAAACGGGGAGUCCUUACUGACAAGAAUUCCACUCGGAUCACCGACUACCGAACGGUCCAAUGGCUCUCAAACCUGCGAAACUGCGCCUUUGAAUAUCCCUCUCUAGUCCAAAUGGUUGGUGGGAUUAUUGUCGGGGAAACUGCGUCACUAUAUGUACUCCUCACAUCCACAAAAAUUUUACCUCUCCCCGUCCUCGCCUUCUUCGUCAUCGUCGCGGUCGACCUAUUUGUCGUCAUUCAUGUCAUAUUCCAUUCCCUCUCUGAUCUUUUCGAAGUCUCGGUCGGUUUCUUGGACGAGAUGAAACUCUAUCACAAAUUCGGAAAUAGAAAAUGGUUCAAGAAAUUUUUGAAGUCAUGUCCGCCACUGAAGUUGACGAUAGGCGAUGGCCAGUACUUUGACAGGAUGACGGCAUUGGGCAUUUGGCAGUACUGUGUGGAUCAGCUAAUCACACUUUUAUACAUGUAGGCCUUUUAUUCUUAUGUAUCAUUUGUCGUAGCACUGCUGCGAUUUUUAUUGCAGGUUAAUAUGAAAUGGGUUGACAUUAAAAUUUUAGGUACUGUUAUGAAUUUAAACAUAGCUUCGUUAGAUGACUUUCCUUCAAAAAUGAGAAAGUCUUCUCUAAAAUUUUUAAAG
This is a messenger RNA of Folsomia candida, 910 nucleotides long. RefSeq lists its product as uncharacterized. The record is from RefSeq and is a predicted model, not a curated record. NCBI's taxonomy places the organism in Eukaryota, Metazoa, Arthropoda, Collembola, Entomobryomorpha, Isotomidae. Bases 5 to 742 code for a protein of 245 amino acids. The transcript has 2 exons.